AUCUGAAAUUCAUGAAUUUCUUCACACACCCAUUUUAAUAUGGCGGUGAUCAGACACAGGAAACUCUUCCCAGCACCAUUUUCCUCAAACCAAACUGACUGCCCAGACUGCCCAGAUUGCACAUAUGAUUGUUACCCCUAUACAGAUAUCUAUAUUCCCCCACCACCACCAUUUCCUGCCAUUGAUCAAAGUGACCAAAACCACCAUAUCUCACCUUAUGUGAUUCUGUUCCUCUCUUUGCUAGCUGGGCUUUUCCUUCUCAUUGCCUACUAUGUCAUUAUAGUAAAGUCCUGUUCAAGUUUCUGCAGUCCUAAUAGAAACAAUGGAUCUCCACAGUCCGAAUCAACCAGCGGAGAUGAGGAAUUUCUUGCAGAGAAUCAAGUUGAUCACCCAAUAUGGUUCAUCACCACCGUUGGAUUGCAGCAAUCUAUCAUAAAUUCUAUCACAGUUUGUAAGUAUAAGAAAUGUGAGGGCUUGAUUGAAGGGACAGAGUGCUCUGUUUGUUUAAAUGAGUUUCAUGAAGAUGAGAUGCUUAGAUUAUUGCCCAAGUGUAGUCAUGCUUUUCAUAUGAAUUGUAUUGAUACUUGGUUGAGGUCUCACACAAAUUGCCCUCUAUGCCGUGCCUAUAUUACUUCUGAGACUCUCGGUAAUUCGAACAUUGUGAGGCUUGAUUUGGGUUCCGGAGAUCAAAAUGGGGAUGGCAUAGACACAAAUGGAGAGACCCUGAUGGAGAUUUCUGAGAUUGAAAGUGAAUUGGAUGUGAAUAAUCAAGUGGGAUAUGACAAUCAGGUGUGUGAAAACAGAGCUGGAACAGAGGAUGACGGUGAAGAACACCAGUUUGGCAAUGGAACUACAUCAAAAGAGGUAAUAACUCUUAAUGAAGUUCCAUUAAGAAGGUCUAUUUCGAUGGAUUCUUCGUCGGCUGAAACCAAGUUCCAUUCAGAUGUUGCUCGAAAUCGUCAGUCUUCAAUUGAGCAAUGUCUUCAUAUAAGUCCCGUUUUGAUGAAAAGGUCUUUUUCUUGUAGUGGAAGGUCGAGAUUGUUGUCUUUGAGACAUAAAUGGGGGAUGAAUUCAGUUGUUCCCCUCUGAAGUUUAUGGUCAUAUAUGUUUUAAAGUGAAAUGUUUGUGCUGUAAUAUAGAGAUUUAUAAUCAUGUACUCUCAAUAAGGAGAGGGUCAAGAAAAUGGGA
Rosa chinensis is the source of this 1188-nucleotide messenger RNA. RefSeq names its product RING-H2 finger protein ATL54. NCBI's taxonomy places the organism in Eukaryota, Viridiplantae, Streptophyta, Magnoliopsida, Rosales, Rosaceae. The record is from RefSeq and is a predicted model, not a curated record. The transcript has a single exon. Gene Ontology annotation, molecular function: transferase activity. The coding region runs from base 40 to 1089 and encodes 349 amino acids. Gene Ontology annotation, biological process: protein ubiquitination.